AUGCCUACGAGACCAAAUUUACGCAUACAUGGCCUUUCAGCUGCCAUGGCAACGAUGGUUGCCAUUCUUCAUGUACACGAGCCUGCUUCCUCUGCAUCGCUCUCUUUUGUGUCUACUCGUCAUUCAGGUGUGUCUGUCUGUCCACCCGUCUGUCGGCUGCUUUUUCUGCCUCCCUUUAGUCUGCGUUGUCUUGACACGUCGCAUGCCUACACACGGCUCCCGUCGGCAUCACAUGAGCCUCGGUGUACCCGUUUAUGGGAUUCGGGCAAGUCUGUGAAUGGGCCGAGACGAGCCGGACUCGGCUGCCAGGCCCCGUGGGCGCGCGAAGCCGACUUGACGUCGCGGCGACUGGAUUGGCUCCGGCCGCAGCUUAGCAACAACUCACAGACGCCAUCCUCCCAUUCUCACGUCGCCAGGUCCGAGUCCGCCCACACGGCCGGUUGGGGAGUAGCGUCCGAGUUGUGUCCCCUCAAAAGGCCGAUUUAUUGCUCUUCGCAACGGACUGGGGCGCGCCAUGUUGCAAUUGGUACCGUUUCACCCAACUGGGGAGGAGGGGUGUGGCUUUUUUGCCGAAUCGUGAGUUGA
Messenger RNA from Protopolystoma xenopodis, 585 nucleotides. NCBI's taxonomy places the organism in Eukaryota, Metazoa, Platyhelminthes, Monogenea, Polystomatidea, Polystomatidae. The record is from the annotation of a GenBank genome assembly.